Musca domestica (house fly) is the source of this 3847-nucleotide messenger RNA. Its product is annotated as tubulin-specific chaperone D. Gene Ontology annotation, molecular function: beta-tubulin binding; GTPase activator activity. Gene Ontology annotation, biological process: post-chaperonin tubulin folding pathway; tubulin complex assembly; microtubule cytoskeleton organization. Gene Ontology annotation, cellular component: lateral plasma membrane. The transcript has 6 exons. The record is from RefSeq and is a predicted model, not a curated record. NCBI's taxonomy places the organism in Eukaryota, Metazoa, Arthropoda, Insecta, Diptera, Muscidae. The coding region runs from base 149 to 3718 and encodes 1189 amino acids.
GCUAACGUUACUCAUCAAGGCACUCUGUGAGUCUCAAACAACUUUUCUUUCAACCUACACUCAUUAACAAAAAACUUCAACCGGCUGUGCAAAAUUUUCGGUAAAAAAUCAAUUCCGACCCAUAAAUUGUUCCCCAGAACGAGACAUCAUGAUGCAAUGCGAUGAAAUCAAAGAUGAAGAGGGUCCUUGCAAUACCUUGGAACAUUUCACCGAACUGGAGCAAGUAUUGAAAAUGAUCGAAUCGAUACAGGGAACAGAUGCUGCUGGAUUUGAAAAAAACUAUGAACAAUAUACGGAAGUUCUAUCCAGAUAUCAGGAACAACCCCAUUUAUUGGAUCCACAUUUGGAGUUGUUGCUCCAAAAGUUAUUGGAGAAAAUUCGUGAUCGCAAUUUACCAACACCCUUAAUGCAUGCUGCCUUCAAGUAUUUGUAUAUCAUUUGCAAAGUUCGUACCUACAAAGUGUUGGUCAAGUUCUUACCCCAUGAACUCAGUGAUUUGGAGUUUGCCUUGGAUCUGUUGGAGAAACAAGAUCCAAAGGAAUUUAAACACUGGGAGACGCGCUACAUGCUUCUCUUGUGGAUGUCCAUAUUAGUACUGAAUCCAUUUCAUAUGUCAAGGCUAGAUGCCUAUGCUAUCAAUGUUGGUGGAACGGAAGGUGAAGUGAUUACCAACAGUGUUCCAAGUAAAACGAAAAUGGAACGCAUAUUUGAGCUAUGCAAAUUGUAUACCUCCACAAAUGAUACAUGCAGUAACAUGUCUGCUUAUUUGGCAGCCAAAUAUUUUGUUAGGGCUGACAUCAAGGAGCUGUAUUUGGAUAGAUUUUUGGAAUGGGUAAUGUCACAACAUAAAUCGGAUACAGUUGACAUAAAAUUUGGCCAACUGGCGGCCAUUGCUGCCAUAUUAAAGCAUGGCAAAAGAGAGGAUCUACUGCCCUAUGCCGAUAAGCUAUUCCAAUGGAUAAUAAGCUGCCAGUAUAAAGAUGGUUCGGAUUUUUUGAAAUAUAAAUGUUACAUUAAAAUUAUCCAAAGGAUUGGACUGGUCUAUUUGAAGCCGCGCAUUGCAACAUGGCGUUAUAAAAGGGGGACACGUUCUUUGGCCUCAAAUCUAUCACAGGCUCAAAACACCACAGCUGCACAAAGUCCUACCGAUGAUGGACAGCCGAGUGUUGAAGAAGAGAGCACGGACGAUGAAAUUGCUGUACCCGAUUCCAUUGAAGAGGUCAUCGAAGAACUUUUACAAGCUCUGCGUAGUGGUGGCAAUGACAUACGUUGGUCUGCUGCCAAGGGCAUUGGUCGAGUUACAAAUCGUUUAUCCAAAGAAUUGGCCGAUGAGGUAAUUGGUUCCGUCAUUGACAUAUUGAAUCCUUUGGAACCACAUGAAGCUUGGCAUGGUGGCUGUUUGGCUUUGGCUGAAUUGGCCAAAAGAGGUCUCUUGCUGCCUUAUCGCCUAAAGGAAUUGGUACCACUUUUACUGCAAGCUUUGUUCUACGAUGAAAUGAAAGGGUAUAUGUCCGUGGGACAACAUAUACGAGAUUCCGCUUGUUACAUGUGUUGGGCAUUUGCCAGGUCUUACAAUCCCGAUGACUUCAAACCCUUCGCCCAACAGGUCUCGGCUGGUCUACUAACAGUGGCUUCGUUUGAUCGCGAAAUUAAUUGUCGCAGAGCAGCCUCUGCUGCUUUCCAAGAAAGUGUUGGCCGUCUUGGUAACUUCCCAUAUGGCAUUGAAAUAUCCACCACAACAGAUUUUUAUACGGUUGGCCUGAGACAAAAUUCCUAUUUGAAUAUAAGCUUUUUCAUAGCCCAAUAUGAGGAAUAUUGUAAACCAUUAAUCGAUCAUUUAAUAGAUCGUAAAGUAAAUCAUUGGGAUACGGCCAUAAGAGAAUUGACUGCCAAAGCCUUACACAAAUUGACACGCAGGGCUCCGGAAUAUAUGGCAAAUGUUGUGUUGGACAAAUUAUUUACAAAGACUGAUUCCAUCGAUAUCAACACUAGGCAUGGCAGUGUUUUGGCAAUUGGAGAAAUUGUCUUGGCUUUGCAUGAAUUGGAGUUUGAUUUGGAACAGAAGCAAACUCUGCUCUCCAAUCAAACAAUCUGUAAUGUCAACGAAGUGAUUGGUAAAUUUUUACAACGUGAUCUUUUCCGGGGCAUGAGUGGCGAACUGAUGAAACAAUGUUGUACCGAUUUCAUCCGCAACUGCAGUACAGCCAAAGUUGCGGCAACGCCACAAUGUUUGGAAUCAUGGCAGGAUGUUAUUGAUAAAUGUCUGUUGAGUAAAAAUGCCCCCAUUAGAGAAUCUGCAACUAUUGCCUUUUCAAAACUAUGCGAUGCUUAUUAUAACACACCAGAGAGGAGCAUGGCCAACAAUGAAAUAGUUAGGUUUUAUUUGAAAGGUGCCGACAAUGAUCAGGAGGAAAAUAUACGCAUGGGCUAUUUAAGUGCAUUGGGUGUGUUACCGCUCUUCAUGGUUACACCCCUGUUCGAUGACAUUCUUGAAAGUUUAAUAAAACACUCGUUGACACCAUAUCAAGCCAUUUGUGUGGGCGAAACCGUCAAAGAACAAGAAGCUCAAAGCACUCAAGAUUGGAGUGAAGCACGUCGUGACAGCGUCAAGGCACUGUGUAACCUUGUGAAAAGUGUGGGCUUUGAACAGGAUACCAGAGUUUCGUUUGCUAAUUUGAAAUAUCUCACAAGGGUAAUUGAUUGCUAUUUAAAAGCCAUGGAUGAAUAUACUUUGGAUAAUCGUGGCGAUAUUGGUGCCUGGGUUAGAGAAGCAGCUAUGAGCGCAAUUUUCGAAUUGAUAAAAAUGUGUCCCAAGGAUAUCUUAGAGCCCCAACAAAUUCAUCAAAUCGUUGUGGGGUUCAUGCAACAAGCUGUUGAAAAAAUCGAUCGUACCAGAGGUUUGGCUGGUCGUCUUCUCUGUCAAAUGAUCCACUUAGAACCGCCUGUACCCUACAUUCAUCGGCACGACAAAUUGAAAGAAAUUUUCCCCGAAGAUGUUAAUUCAGUGCUAUGGUUGUUUGCCGAUCACACAUUCCCCUUGUUUUGUUCACUGCUGGAAUUCUCCGAAUAUUCUCAGCGGAUUUUGUUGGGCCUUAGUGCAAGUAUUGGCCAAUUGACUGAAUCUCUUAUAAAAUAUGCUUCGGGAGCAUUGUUUCAAUUCCUGAGAUCUCAUACGGGACACAUUGAAAGACUGUGUAGGGAGAUUGUGAUGAAUUUUGAGGAAAAUCUUCUUAAGGAGCGUGUGACAUAUCCAAUGUUGAAUUUCUUGGAUAUUGUUAUUGCAUCAGGUUCCAUCAAUGCAAUAUUAUUGGAUGACUCGUCAACAUUUGCUGAAGACAUUUAUCGUCUGCUGAAUUUGGAAAUAAAGGGCCAUAAGAAACUCUAUAAAUUGGUAUCCAGCAUUAAUGUCUAUUCACAAUUGGUACAGGUGCCAAGAUUGUGCAAAAAAGUCCUCUCGAAAAUGUCAGUAUUUCUUGGACUCACCCAUGUUCACAUACGCAAAAGAACUGCCACUAAGCUGUACGAGGCCCUGGCCCUGCAUGGUGAUGUCUGUGAGAUAAGCGAAGAGAAUAUGGAUGAAAUUUUAAAUUUGCUUUCCGAAACUGAUUGGGGCAUGCCACUGGUAGAGGUCAGACCCAUACGUAAUCAGCUGUGUGAACUCAUGGGCAUUAAACCACCCAUGUCGGCAGCCCAGGCAGCAUCAGCUGGCCCACGUUAAACCCCACAUCGCACAUAUUAUCCAUAUUUCCACAAUUCAAUAUUUCAAUACUCAAUGCUUUAAGUAUAUCUGUUGAGACAACAAUUAAUAUGGCAAUAAAUUAAAAUACCGCACAGUCUUAAACAAGUC